AUGAAAGAGAACAGAAGGAGAGUUCUCGUCGCCUUCAACAACCAGGAGGGCUCGGGAGACGACGAAGCGAAGGAAGCCCUGAGCUUCAAGAAGAAUAAGGCUCGCUUUGCCAAGCUCCUCAUCGAUUCGCUUCACAGCGAAGCUUGGAAGGCAUGCCAGGACUGCUUGAAUGACAGCACCAAGCUCAAGGCCGAAGACGGGUGCAAGCAUGUGUUUGCGGUCCUGCAGUCCAUCGAGAAGGUUGGCAUGAUAAAGAAGACCGAGGCAGGCCAGUCGAUGGACAGCUUUUUGCGCAUGCGGCGCAAGAGCUGGUCGGACUUGGUGGACAUGGCCGAUGGAGUGACAAUGUGCGAAGAUUUGUUGGCUUACUUUCUCCUUCGCAAUGCCGGCCUUUCCAGACACGAUCGCCGCCAAUGUCUCGUUUCGAACCAAAGUCACUACUCCCUGGAGGGCAUCGAGAAGUCGCUUCGCAUUUCCUACUUCGAAGCUCAUGAGAAGGAGAAGGCCCCUGGCUGGCCCGGCGGUACGGGCAAGAAGGGCGGCAAGGGAGCAGGUCGAUUGUGGUUUUGGCGGCAAGCGCAGCUACGCCCACGAGGACCACGAGGAGGACGAGGAUUACGAUGA
Molecule: messenger RNA, 624 nt
Organism: Symbiodinium sp. CCMP2456
Lineage: Eukaryota; Dinophyceae; Suessiales; Symbiodiniaceae
Source: the annotation of a GenBank genome assembly